Sclerotinia trifoliorum is the source of this 2258-nucleotide messenger RNA. The record is from the annotation of a GenBank genome assembly. Lineage: Eukaryota; Fungi; Ascomycota; Leotiomycetes; Helotiales; Sclerotiniaceae.
UCAUAUCUACCGAAAGUAUGGGAAAAAUCGUCGGACUCAUUAGUUCAGGCAUUGGCCUCGCCAUGGAAGCGAAGACGUCCUAUGGAUCUGGAAGUAACAAGACCUACGUCAAAGAUGGAAGUCGUGAGUUAUCUUCCACAAAUUCAUCCUAGAGGUUCUCCAGCAGUGAGAGUCUUGUACAUGCAUGCUAACCCACAACGGUCCCACUUCGUACAUCGCCAAAAACAUAUGAACACACCAAUAACGAAGAAGCAUAUCGAGAUAUCCAAGCCUAUGCCGAUUAUCAAAAUAUCCUUUCUGAUCGCAUAAAUUCAGACAUGCAGAAAGAUGAGAGUUAUCGAAGAUAUUUAAUGGAGAGUCCUCGAGCCCAAUCAAAAGGAAGCACAUACGAACGUGAUAUUUCCUUCUAUGCUCACGAGCUACCAGAUCAAAGAAUUCCACCUGCACGCGGACUUUCUUGUCCCGUAAUACUGCCACAACGAAGACCUGAAGAUCAGAGUCGUGGUAUCAUCCGAGCGUAUUCUCCAGAGCUGGCAUGUUGCGGAAUAGAUCAAAUGACUUUUUUAGAGUUCAUUGAUGAUUUUAAUGAAGCUCAUAAAGUAAGUUCAAAGUUAUGCAUACCAUUUCCACAUUACUUACUCGAAUUCAGUCAUCUCCCUAUCUCGAUGCUGUUAAUGUGGCAGCUCAAGGUGUUGGAUUUGCACCCGGCAUUUCUCCAAUGGUUGUAUCCAUGGUCGUCCCGAUUGCGGUCAGAGCAGCCAAAGGUUACCAAACACAAAGACAGUGAGUACAAAAAUAACAAUGACAUUAAAAGCGGCCAACUAAUAAUCGCUUAGAUCUACCUCUUUUCUAGACAGAGCCAACACAGACCUCUUCAUCCCACAUGGUCUCUUCGCCAUGGUUCUAACAUUCAAACCAAACCAAACACAGAGUCCCUAUGGAGCACCAAAACAAAUCCAACUUCCCCCUUCUGCACCCCUUAUCUAUCCCGAAGACGAAAGACGAGCCCAGCAAACAGGAUUGAAGAAAAUGGGUCACUUCAUCUCCGAUUAUGGAGAUCGAAGAGCCCAAGCUCGAUAUGUAUGUAGACAGACUGCGUGUUUAACCUAGCAAAAGUUCUCUCUAACAAAUCAAAGGCCUCUAACAAUCCUGAUUCAUCACUUGCUAGCCCUCUACCGAAAUUUGGAAACCGUUGGGCGGAUCCAAAUCAUCCCGCCAAUGGCGGUGGGCUUAAGAGCCUACUCACCGGUGUCCCAGACGAUGGGAAAUCCCGCAAGCAAGAAAGGAAAGACCGUAAACAAGAUAGAAAAGAUCGCCAUCGCAGAAGAAGCUCAAGUAGUGAUUCAUCAAAAAGAAGUGGACUUUUGAGCACCGCACUUAGCGCAGCUGGCGAAGCGAGUGGAAGAAACGGUCUCUCCCGAAACGAACGACCAAGCUUAGUAGGGACAGCGAGAGAAAUGAUCAACGGGCCAGAAAAACAAAAUCAGAGUUUAAUCAAGGGUGUUAAAAGCCUAGGAAUGAAUACUAAUAUCCUAUAUUUAAUGAUAACGAACAAUUGCAACACCAACGACGAAAACCCCUCAAUUCCAUCAACGAGAUCCCAAAUCCCAUUCACCUACACAUCAACAAUCCCACCACAUCACACCCAACCCACGCACUCAACCACCCUCCUCAACUCAUCCGAACCAUCUCAAAAACCCAUUUAUCCCACCGCACACCAAAAUCGCACAUUUACCUACACAGCCGCUCAACAGCAAAACAACAAUCCCUAUAUCAACAAACAAACACAAAUACAAACACAAACUCAAGUAGCCUCAAUUGCAAGUUCUAAUUAUACAACUAGAGCUUUUGAAGCGCAUGAUGUUCCACCGCCGCCGGCAUACAGAGAAGUUAUGCCGAUGAGAUACUAUGAGCGGAUGCGAGGAGAUGAUGAGGAAUUUUGUGUUCCUACUUUAUGAUGAUGUUACAUGUAUGAUGUAUGGUUGUGCCAGGAUACGAGGUGAGGCUUUCUUUUUGUGUAAAAGGGUUAUUUUAGACUUGGUUUGGGGGUUUGUUGGCGUAGUUUUUUUAUGACUGAGUUUUUACCUGCUCAUUGAACUUGCUACUGUUUGAUUUACAUGGGUAUUGCCUACAAGAGAGCGUUCGGUUUAUUCAAGAAAAUGCUAGUCUCUUUGACUUCGCAUCGAACCAUUGCGGAAAGACAAUAACCUACCUGUCUAUGUGCUUUGGCCUGAGACUAUGUCCUCAUCAAACUGGGG